Molecule: messenger RNA, 10262 nt
Organism: Pseudopodoces humilis (Tibetan ground-tit)
Lineage: Eukaryota; Metazoa; Chordata; Aves; Passeriformes; Paridae
Source: RefSeq, a predicted model, not a curated record
GAAGAUGACAUGGGAGAUAGAUGUUUCUGAGAUAAGUCAGCUUUUUCUCUUGGAUUUUAUUACUGGAAAACUCCCUAAUGACAACUUUGCUUAGGAGCUGAGUGUUGUGACCUGCCCUACUUCUCCCUGCUCGGUGUGGGAACGACCUGAAGAACGUCUUGAAGCCACCUGUACUGCUUCAUGCAGUUAAAUGUUCUGAGGUCAUGAAACUUAAUCCACAGCAAGCUCCAUUGUAUGGUGACUCUGUUAUUACAGUGCAGCUGACUGAGGAAGAUAAAGUUGAAGAUGAUGUAGUUUUUUACUUGGUCUUCACUGGAUCAACUGUCCAACACUGCACAAGCACGAGGAAGAUUAAUCCUGGGAGUCUGGAGACAAUUUCUCCUGGCCAUGACUGCUGUGAGACAGUGAAGGUGGCACUUUGUGCCUCUAGAGAAGGUCACCCCGUUCUGGUUGUGGCAGAAGAGAGUUUCCAGUUUGUCCAGGACGAAGCCUACGAUGCCGCCCAGUUUCUGGCCACCUGUGCUGGCAACCAGCAGGCGCUGAAUUUCACACGCUUCUUGGACCGGUCACGGCCACCUGCUGCAGACGUGGACUUCUUGGAUGAGAAGGUGGCCUUGGCAUUUCGACACCUGAAGCUGCCGGCAGAAUGGAACGUGCUGGGAGCGGACCAGUCCCUGACCGAGAACAUCCCUCGGGAGACUCUGAUGCAUUUUGCGGUGAGGCUGGGUCUGCUGCGGCUGACGUGGUUUCUGCUCCAGCAGCCGGGGGGAAGAGGAGCUCUCAGCAUCCACAACAACGAAGGGGCAACGCCUGUGAGCUUGGCCUUGGAGAGGGGCUACCAGAAGCUGCACCAACUUCUGACAGAGGAGGGAGCCAGGGAGCCGGACUCGUGGAGCACCCUGUCGCACACGGUGCACUCGGGGCACUACAGCGUGAAGCACCACCGUGGGCUCGGCGUGUACCUGCUGACGGCUGAGGCCAGGGAGGGGACAGCAGCCAGCUGGGAGAGGGACAUUCGGCACCUCCAGAUGCACAUGCAGAGCCACCAGCACCAGAGUUUAAGGCAGCAGACAGAGCCUGUACUGGGAGAUUCUGGAGACAGCUGUGCUGAAGGAGCAGAGCCAAACGGUUACCUGACCACUACUUUCCAGAGCCUAGAAGAAAUGGCAAGAGAAGAAAGGCAGGAAAAUCCACCUGAUUUGGUUCACCUGGACAUUGGGCAGCUCUCAAACCAAACCCAGCAGGAGGAGAACUGCAACAGCAGCAGUCUGGGAGCUUUUAAUGAUGCACCAAAAGACAUGGUUAGCCUGGAGGAUGCAAACUGUCAAGUGAGCAUCUGUGAAAGUAAAACCACAGUGAUAUUGUGUAAAAAGGAAGGAGAGGCGGAGCCAAGAUCUGUAGAGGGCUCUGGGACUAUAUCAGAUGAGGACUGCACUGUGAGCCUGUGUGCAAGUCUAAAUGGUGCUGUAAAUCUUCCAUCCUCUGGAAAUACAAAUGAGGAAGCUGGGAUGACAUCGGCUGGAGUUGUUCUGGAUCAGGCUGGCGUGGGCAGUACAGGCAGUGCCCAUCAGGAAGUGCAGAGUGCUGAGGAAUUUGCUGACAGUGCCGCUGCUGUGGCUGCAGCUGCAGGUGAAGCCCCAGCUUCCUUGGGGGGCCUGGAUGUGGCCAUGGGCCAGACUGAAUGCAGGAACUGUGCUGGGGCUCCUGAGAAGGCUAAGGGCCAGCGGCGGGCAGAGGAUGGGAUGGCAGAGCCUGGUGAAAGGACUGCAAACCUGGCAAAGAAAUACCCAGCUGAGGAAGAGUCAUCCAGCACUGCUCAGCCCUUACUCGGUGGUGUCAAUGGCACUGGGUGUUCGGAUGGGGAGGAUGCAAAUGUGGGAGUGGUACCGGCCUGUGACGGUGCAGAUGCACAUGGUGACAUUGGCAGUGUCCCUGCUGACCUUUGCAAGACUGGCAGGAACAAAGAGACUGAUGUGGACUCGUGCACUGCUCAGGUAAACAGGGACUUCACAGAAAGCCAAGCUGAUGCCAGUGUCACAGUGAGGCAGGAGGUCACUGCCAGCACUGGGGAAGCAUUGCCUGCAGUGAAUGGGGUGAAGGUUCCUGCAUGUGCAUCAAAACCUGCUCCUGGUUUGGAAGUCCAUGGCAGCAGUGAGAGUGGGGAGCAAGAAGGGCAGGUGGGAGCAGGCUGCACAGAUGGAAAAUCCGGCUUGCCCUCACUGGAAGGCAGUGUGGAAACUGAUGGCCCUGAUGCUGAACCUGAAAACAGAGAUGUUGGUGGAUCUAAUGAAAGUGGUGCAGGACCUGCACAUUUCCAGGAGAGUGGUGAGAUCUCUGACUGUGGGGCUGAAGCCAUGGAGAGCAGUGAAAAGGAGCCAGCAGGAACUGAUACCAGCAGCUGCAGAGAGGGAGGAAGCAAAAAUUCUGCAGGCAGUGGUCAGGAAGUUGCUGCCCGUCACCCUUCUGCUGCUCAAGCUGGUGUUAAAGGUGAAAUGGGCAACAGCUUCAAACCAGACACUGCUCAGCAGAGCGAACGUGAGGAACGUGAGCCUGCAUCGCUCCCUCCAGAGGAUGUGAGCACAGCCCUGGUGGAGAAAGAGCCUGCCCAGGCUGGAGCUGAGAAAGCAGAAAGUGCUUCAGAGCAGGAGGGGAGGAGCAGCAAGGUGGAACUGCCCUCUCUCCUAGCCAGGGGAGAGGGGCUGGCUGUGAGUCAGGAGGGAGAUGCUGCAGUGGCACCUCCCGGGCAGGAGGCAGCUCUGCAAGGUAAUGACCCUGGAUCAGCUCCAUGUGCCAAGGGCGCAGACUGUGCCGAGGAUGAUUUAAUAGGCACACCCUCUGCAACUCAUAAUGAGGAAUCUAAACAAAACCAGGAAACAGUGGCGGCGAGGGCAGGCUCAGCAGAGCUCUCCUGGCAGCACGGUGGGGAGCACGGUGGAGUAGCUGCCACCUGGCCUGGGGACCAUGCCGGGGAUGAGGGCUCCCUGGAGCAGGGCCACUCGCAGAAAGCUGAAGGAGGCAAAGCUGAGCCUGAGCAGGAGGCUCAUGUGAAUGGCAAUGAGCAGGUUUUGUCGGAGGAACUUCUCGCUGCUGUUGUGAAACCCUCUGCCUGCAGUCUGGCGGGGCCUGUGGUGGGCAGCAGCAAUGUGGAUGCUGGGCUGAAAGCGACAGACCAACCCAAAGAGGACUGCAAGGCUGGAGCAGCAGUUGCAGCAGAAGGCACCAUGCAUGGACCUGCAUCAGCAGAUGAGUCACUGGGUGCGGAAAGUGACCCUUGUCCGAAUGCUGGGCUGAACCAAGAGCAAGACCCCACUCAAACUUUACAACAAAUCUCCCCCAACAGCAGCACCCCCAAAUUAAAGGAUGUCUCAGAGGUGGGAGCCCCGAGCGAUGGCUGUGAGGAUCAGGAGGGGCCAAGGCCGGUGCCAGUAGCCCCUGUUGCAGCGUAUCCAGAGGAGCAGGAGGACACGGAGCUGCUGCCCCGGGCAGCGCUCCAGCCCAUCGCAGAGGAGCCCACGUGUGACAGUGACUCCAGCACCGACACCGUCUGUCCAGCUGCUGACAGUGACACUGCUCCUGCCCUGACAGUGGCUCAGGGGGAGGGCUUGCCUGAGCCCCAUGGAAAGCAAAGCCGAGCUGUACCUGCAGUGCCCUUCUCACCGUGUUCCUGCCGCUUACAGGCUGUUGAGUCACUGGAAAAUGUGGGAGUGAAGAGUUUGGUAUCGGCUAAUGAUGCCUCUUCUCUGGAUAAAGUUCCUAAAAUGGUAACAAGUUUUGAUGCGGUGGUUUUUGCAGCAGAGACACCGUGUUCCCAUGAAGUACCUGCCGCAGAAAAAGUGGGCCUUGAGCCCCAGCCUGCAGUGGAUGCUGGAACCAGCCUUAAUGGACAAAUGGGUUUAAGUUCCUCAGCAAAGAAAAAGAAUGUCAGCCUGGCAAUGCAAGGAGCUGAGCCUCUUACAGGGAGGUUGGAGAUGAAAACUGAGGACGAGGUGGAUUUUCAGAAGGACGGCACAGAAGAAGUGAUAAACCGCGAGAGCUGGUGUCCGCUGGAGCCAUGUCCCGACCCCUCCCUGCUGGAGCGCAAGCGGACUCGGGAGUCUCCAGAAUGUGAGAACUUCUUGGAGGAUGGGCUGAGCAGCGUCUGUGCCUCGUCACAGGGUGGUCUUAAACGAGAGUCUGGGAGUGAGUCUGACCUCUUCCCCAUGCCCGGCGAUGGGAUGGAAGACCUUGUCUUUGGGAAGCAGCCUGAAGAGGAGCAGUCUGCAUGUGAUGUCACCAGCUCCAGCUCCUCUGCAGAUGACACAAUGUCCCUGGAGAGGAACUCAUCCCUGGGCAGCGACACGUCCCUCCCCUUCCCACCCAUGGGGAGCUUUGCCCAGCCCAAGGACAGGCACAGCCUGGAUGGCAGCUGCACCAACAUGGUGUCCUCAGAGGGAGGAGAGAAGGAAGAGGAGCUGGACAGCAUCACGGACGUGCCCGCGCCUUCCUCCGUCCUGCGCAGCUCCAUGCGGCCGCUGUCUCCUUUCCGCCGGCACAGCUGGGGACCGGGGAAGAAUGCCACCAACGAGGCAGAAAUCAAUCAGAGGAGUUCAAUGCGAAUUCUGGGGGAUGGUAUAAAGAAGCCUCCCAUUCAUAGGAGAAGUUUGAGCUGGUGUCCCUCAGGCGUACAGUACAUUGCCAUGGGUCCUGACUUUACUUGUAGAAGUUACAGCCUAGAAGGCCUUGCUGGAGACUCUGGUGAAAACAAGAAGCCUUCUGCAAACCUGGAGGCUUCUUCUCUGAGCUCCAAAGACCUCAGGAGGAGUCCACUUGCCAGCAAUCAGUCCCUGGUCCUGCUCACUGAGGAGCUUGAGCAAGGAGAAAUCAGAGACUACAACCACCAGGUGCAUCAAACUGCACAGCCACAAGGAUUUAACUUCUGUUCUUCUGCUGUUUCAUCUCCACUGACCAAAUCCAUGUCUCUAAUGUCAAUUAGCAAGCCAGUGCUUGACAGUGCACAGUCGUUGGGCGGCUCCAUGGGCUCCUCAGUGCAGAGCAUAUCUGAAGAGAGCAGCAGUGUCCCCGCUGGUAAAGGUGUAACAAAAGUCAGCCGCACCUUUAGCUACCUCAGGAAUAAAAUGUCCAGCAGCAAGAAGAGCAAAGAAAAAGAGAAAGAUAAAGAGAAGACUAAAGAGAAGGACAAAGAUUCCAAGGAGAAGGAAAAAGAUAAGAAGCUGUUGAAUGGACAUCUCUUCACUGCAACCUCCGUUGUAGCCCAAGCAACCUGCUACCACUGUAUGAAGCCUUUCAAUAAGGAUUCGUACUACUGUGCAAACUGUAAUGCAAUUGUUCACAAAGGCUGUAAGGAGAAUUUUGCUUCUUGUGCAAAGGUCAAAAUGAAGCCACAGAGAGGGAUGCUGCAGGCACACGAUACCUCUUCAUUACCCACAGUAACCAUGAGAAACAAAAGCUCGCAGCCGAAGGAGCGCCCGCGCUCCGCCAUCCUCGCUCCCGAUGAGAGCACCGUCACCUCCACCUUCAACAACAGGAGAUCACAGCAGCCCACUGCACUCUCCAAAAGUGUCUCCAUACAGAACAUUGCAGGAGUUGGGAACGAUGACAACUUAAUACACACUUGGAAAUUCCUGUCGCAGUCAACAGACUCUUUACAUAAAAUCAGCCGGGUUAAUGAGUCCAUGGAGUCACUGGUUGAUGAAGGUGCAGACAUGAAUGAAGGACAGCUCAUGGGAGACCUGGAAUUAGAUUCCAAGCAGCUGGAGGCAGAGUCCUGGAGCCAAGUAGUGGACAGCAAGUUCCUGCAGCAGCAGUGCAAAGACGUUGUCAAACGGCAAGACGUGAUUUAUGAGCUAAUGCAGACGGAAAUGCACCACGUCCGCACCCUGAAGAUCAUGAACGAUGUGUACAGUGCAGCCAUGUUAAAGGAACUGCAGUACGAUCAGCAAGUUGUGGACAAGAUCUUUCCCUGCCUGGAAAACUUGCUGCACAUCCACAGUCAGUUUUUCCAGCGGAUUCUGGAAAGGAAGAAGGAGUCACUGGCAGACAGAAGUGAAAAGAACUUUGUUAUCAGGAGGAUAGGUGACAUCCUAGUGAAUCAAUUCUCUGGGGAGAACGCUGAACGAAUGAAGAAAACAUACGGCAAAUUCUGCGGGCAUCACAAUGAAGCUGUCAAUUACUUCAAAGACCUUUACUCGAAGGACAAGCGCUUUCAGGCAUUUGUCAAGAAGAAAAUGAGCAGCUCCCUGGUGAGGCGUCUGGGGAUUCCUGAAUGUAUCUUGUUGGUAACACAGAGAAUCACAAAGUACCCGGUCCUUUUACAAAGGAUACUGCAGUACACCAAAGAAAAUGAAGUGGAACAUGAAGACUUAAGUCAGUCACUAAACCUCGUUAAAGACGUGAUUGCUGCAGUCAAUAGCAAAGUCAGCAAUUAUGAAAAGAAAAUGCGUCUUGGGGAUAUUUACAACCGGACAGACAGCAAGUCCAUCAUGAGGAUGAAGAGUGGCCAGAUGUUUGCAAGAGAGGACUUGAGGCAUCGGAAACUCAUCCGAGAUGGGCCUGUUUCACUAAAAAACUCAGCUGGGCGGUUAAAAGAAGUCCAGGCUGUUCUCCUCUCUGACAUGCUCGUGUUCCUUCAGGAGAAGGACCAGAAGUAUGUCUUUGCCUCACUGGAUCAGAAAUCCACAGUGAUCUCUCUGAAGAAGUUGAUCGUACGAGAAGUAGCUCAUGAAGAGAAGGGUUUGUUCCUGAUCAGCAUGGGUGGAAAGGACCCUGAAAUGGUGGAGGUCCAUGCCAGCUCCAAAGAAGAGCGCAAUGGCUGGAUACAGAUCAUUCAGGACACGGUGCACACCAUGGAUAGAGAUGAAGAUGAAGGAGUCCCGUGUGAGUCUGAGUUGGAAAAGAAAUUGUUUGAUGCAAGAGUGAGAGGACUGAAAGAACAACUUCAGCAGAAGGAUAAACAGAUCCUGCUCUUGCUGGAGGAGAAGACAAAGAUCUUCCAGGACAUGGCAGACAGUUCUGUGCAGGAGGAGACACCAAGCUCCAGGCUGCUCUUCAGAUCCAGAACAGAAGAGGCUCCAAAAGGAGAGGCAAUCAUGAAAAGUGCAAUAAAUGAAGUUGAAUUACUGCAAGACCUGGUGAACAGGAGCCUGGGCACUGCCCUUGGACAGCAGGUCAGCAGCACUGCCAUGGAUCAGGAGGGAGGGGUUGGCCCCAUCUCACUCCCUAGAAGGGCAGAAACUUUUGGAGGAUUUGACAGUCACCAGAUGAAUGCCUCCAAGGCAAAGCAGAAGGGAGGAGUUUCCUCCUGCAGAGAGGUGGAAGGUCCCAGGACGUGGCGCAGGAGAGCAGGUGGAGCGAAAGAUGAAGGCGAUGAUGCUCAGGACCUUCGGAGAACAGAGUCAGACAGCAUUUUAAAGAAGGGUGGAAAUGCUAAUUUGAUGUUCAUGCUGAAAAGGAAUAACGAGCAGGUCCUCCAAACCAUUACCAGCCUCCAUAAGCUGCUCAGUGCUUUGCAGGGUGUGGUGCUGCAGCAGGACACCUACGUGGAGAGCCAGAAGCAGUCUCGGAGCGAGAAGGCUCCCAGCCGAAGCUCAUCCCGGCACACCUCGCUGGCGGAGCAGGAGAAGCAGCGCAGCCUGGAGAAGCAGCGCCAGGAGUUCGCCAACCUGAAGAAGCAGCAGACACAGCACCAGGAGGAAAGGCAGAGGAGGGAGAAGGAGUGGGAAGUGCGGGAGAAGGAACUGGCAGAGCACGAGGCCGAGCUGGCCCAGCGCGAGGAGCAGGUGCAGAGGCUGAGGCAGGAGCUGGAGCGGGAGCGGGAGGAGCUGCAGGUGAAGAAGGCGGCCUACCAGCUCGACCUGGAGAGGCUCCGCAUGGCACAGAAGCAGCUGGAGAGGGAGAAGGUGCAGCUGAAGCAGGACGUGGAGCGAUUCGCUCAAAUGCGGCAGGAGCCUGACCACAACCAGGUUUCAAAUCUACAUGAGAAACUUGCAAGAGUCUCCUCCCAGUCCAGCAUAGAUGAAUCCUCCAUGCAGAAAAACCCUUCCCUUCCUAAACAAGGGCACUUUGAUGCAGAACUGUCUGUCUCCCCCAAAAGGAACAGUCUUUCAAGGACACACAAAGAGAAAAGCACUUUCCAUUUGCUUAGCACAACAAACCAGACUAACAAGGCAGCUGAGGAACAGACCCAGAUGCCUACUCGCCUCUUCAGUUUAGCCAAACCAAAGGAGAAGAAGGAAAAGAAGAAAAAGAGCAGGGGACAUCGCGCCCAACAGUCUGAUUCUCACUCGUCAGAAGCACCUCCAGAGGGUGAGGAGAUCUUCUGCUGAGCAUGGACUGUUCCAGUGGUCACUCGUGGCAUUGGCACCGUGGACACCUCCCUGCCUGUGACACAGCACGUGGCUGGUGCCUGCUCUGGACAAGCAUCUGGAGGUUUUAAAUAAAACAUGUUCUGAAGUCUGCUAAGUGGUGGAUAAGGGCCUCUCUCCUGUGGUUUUAGGUGAAUUCUCCCUGCAGAGGCUGUGCCUGCACAGCACACAGGACCCUCUCCCUGUGCAAACCUGGUGUCAAAUGGAUUGGGAUAGAUGUUGUCUGUCUCACUGCUAAAGGAUGAGAGAACAUAGCCUUAAGGGGUCUGUGCCUUCCAAUUCCCCUUUUCUGGGGAAAAGAACCAAAACCAAGCAUUUAGCAAAGAUUAGGACUCACAAAUGGUGCACGCUGGCAUAUAUAGAUCUGCUGGAUAUAUACAUAGAUGUAUCUAUGUAUCCACUGGGAUAUGCUUACAGUCCCUACCGCUGAGGUCCACCCCUGGGGAUAGGUGAUACCUGAGGACUUUCUGGGAGUGUGUAGAUAUUAAAUAUCUUGCCCUUACUGCUCUGACUGUAACACAGUGACCUGCACACCCCUUUUGUGCUCAUGGGAUAGGGGCUGUUUGGUUUCAGAAGGGUAUCUUACACCAGGAAGCAGUAACAGCAUUCAGAAGCAACAACUGAGAGGAUAAAAAUUAAAAUUUAAAAUAAAUCUGAACUAACUCUGUGGGCCAGAGGAAUCAAACGUCAAACUUUUUCCACAGUCAAGCAGAACAUUACUGGGUAUAUUUAAUAUGGCACCGAAAAGAGAAUUUUGGUAGGCUGGUAAGGCAGUCCCAUGGAGCCAGAACAAACUGUUCAAAUGGAAACAACAGUAAUCAACACUUUUUUUAAACAAUCUCUUUGAGCUCCAGCUCACUCUCUCCCAUCCCCAAAGAUUAUGUUUUUGCUGGAAUAGAGCUCUCCAUUUGACAUUACAAGCCUAAUGACUGACUGGGGGGGUGGCUGAAAAUCUGCUUUUAGGGAUCUUUGUUCUGUUCUUUGAGUUUUCUUAGCCUGCUUUUUGUGCUACCAUUGGGCUUCUGUUUCUCUGGAUUUUCUCACCUGCCCUGAUCGUUUCUGAGGCAGAGUGAGAGCAGCAGUGUCCAAGCAGGUCAGCGAGACAUCGCGGGGCAGGCUCCGAGGAGAUGGCUCCUGUCCCUGUGGCUGUGCAAUACCAGGCACUUAGGAACCAUUUCUGGGGAGAAAAAGGUUCUGGUGGACAAAAACCCCCUGUGGGCCAGGUCUGGAGUUCAGUGUGGCGUGUCCCCAUAGGCUCCGUGCAGAACAGGAAGGUCCAAGGGCAGCUCUUGCUGUGCCAGCUGUGGGGUGUCUGUAGAGUUGUGGAAUACAGGGAUGUGUUCAGUGGGGGAGGAAAACUGCAAAUGGAGGCUUUUCUCAAAAAUCACCUUUCUUCCAAACCCUGUCAGGAGAAUUACCCGAGUGGAUUUGUAAAUGGUUAUCAACUUCAAAACAGAUCAAAGUUUUGCUCGAGAGUUUGAAGCUGUCAGGUGCAUUUCCUUUCCUACCAGUUUUUUUCUUUGAAAUAACAAAUAAUUUCUCUUCUUGUACUAUUGUUUGAUUUCAGUUUGCUCUCAGGCCUGUCAUGAGUUGGUGACACACAGCAGUUUUCAGAGUUAGUGCUGAUGAAUAUCAGCAGCAUUGAUGGUGAGGUGGAUGCUUAGGCUGGGCUGUCUUGGUGCAGGAACCCUGCUUGCUUUGGAAGCUCUCUAUACUAUUAAAAAUCAGAAGAAAAAGAGAAAAAAAAAGAAAGGAAAAAGGGUUGAGAUUUAUUUUUGGUUUCUUUUUAAUAUUAUUUGGUGCUUGUUCUUAAUUGCAAGCAGGGCUUGCAAAAAUAUUUAUCUUUCAUUUUAUCUGAAAGAAUUUUUUAAAAAAUGUUUACUUAGUUUUAUUUUUUUAUUU